GUUGAACACUAGAUUGCCAAAGCACCGGGCGCGUCGGCCAUGUUUCGCAACGAAACAAAAAUAAUGUGUCCUUUAACUAGAUAAGUUCGAUAGACCGUGUUAUAAGUGUAUGUGAAUAUAAUUUUGUUACCAAGAUGGGGGCAAUGUUUCGGAGUGAGGAGAUGGUGCUGUGCCAAAUGUUCGUGCAACCUGAAGCCGCCUAUGUCUCCAUGUACGAGCUAGGAGAAGCAGGCAUAGCGCAGUUUAGAGAUUUGAACCCUCACGUCAAUGACUUCCAACGGCGCUACGUGUCGGAGGUACGCCGGUGCAGCGAAAUGGAACGUAAGCUGAGAUGGGUCAGCGCUGAGCUGCCAGAACCUCCUCCUCCACCAAAACCCUCGCCUCGCAUCCUCAGUCCAAGGGAAAUUAAUAUACUAGAGGAACGCAUUGACUACAUUGAGUCAGAGAUCCAUGAAAUAACAAAAAACGCUCAGAAUCUAAAAACCGACUACCUCUCACUGAUAGAACUGAAAAUUCUUAUCGAGAAAACACAGACAUUCUUCCAAGACCACAGCGCGCACAGGAAAAUAUCAGCUUCAGUACAAGUGUACAAUAAUGAAGGUGCCUUGGGACAUUUAGGUUUCAUUGCCGGGGUUGUCGCCACGCCAAGAGUCGCUUCCUUCGAAAGAAUGCUGUGGAGAAUAUCACACGGCAAUAUAUUUUUCAAACAGGCACAAAUUGAAGAACCGCUGAAGGAUCCUAUAACGGGCCACGAGCUACAGAAGACAGUGUUCGUAGUAUUCUUCCACGGCGAACAAAUUAAGUUCCGCGUGAAGAAAGUUUGCACGGGCUUCCAGGCAACGCUGUACCCGUGUCCUGCUACGUACAAGGAUCAACAGGAUAUGCUAGCAGGAGUCGGAACCAGAAUCAAAGACUUGGAAAUCGUUUUAGAGCAGACGGAGAAUCACAGACGUCUAGUGCUAGCCAACAUAGCGAGAGACAUAAACACGUGGAUGGUAGCAGUCAGAAAGGAGAAAGCGAUAUACCACACGCUCAAUAUGUUCAGCAUGGACAUUAUAAAGAAGUGCUUGAUAGCAGAGUGUUGGGUCCCCAGGAGUGACCUGCCACUCUUACAGAGGGCUUUAGACGAUGGAGUUAAAACAAGUGGGAGUCCGAUUCCUUCUAUAAUCCAUCAGGUACCCACUCAAGAGAUACCACCAACAUUUAACCGAACCAACAAGUUCACAAGAGGGUUUCAGAACCUCAUUGAUUCCUAUGGAAUCGCAAGCUACAGAGAAGUGAAUCCAGCUUUGUACACAAUCAUUACAUUCCCCUUUUUGUUCGCGGUAAUGUUCGGCGAUAUGGGACACGGCCUCAUCAUGACAGCAUUCGCCGCAAUCAUCAUAAUACUGGAGAAAAGACUUGCCAAACAGAAAACUGACAACGAAAUAUGGAACAUCUUCUUCGGUGGCAGAUACAUUAUACUGCUAAUGGGCCUUUUCUCGAUGUACACCGGCUUGAUAUAUAACGACGUAUUCUCAAAAUCAUUGAAUAUUUUCGGGAGUAGUUGGCGGAAUGUAUAUGAUAAUGCAACCUUGAUGAAACAUAAGAUGUUUGAUCUCGACCCCGCUGUGGCUUACACGCAGACUCCGUAUCCUUUUGGGCUUGAUCCGGCGUGGCAGUUUGCAUCCAACAACAUAAUAUUCCUGAAUUCGUUCAAGAUGAAACUAUCAAUAAUAUUCGGAGUGAUACAUAUGGCAUUCGGUGUAACUUUGAGUGUGGUAAACUUCAAAUUCUUCAAGAAACCACAGAUGAUAUUUCUGCAAUAUCUGCCACAGAUACUGUUUUUGUUACUGCUCUUUUGGUAUUUAUGCAUACUAAUGUUCUUGAAGUGGAUUUUAUACUCUACGGUUGCAACAGACCCUGUAUAUGGCUCGGCCUGCGCCCCGUCAGUUUUGAUAACAUUCAUCAACAUGAUGUUGUUCAAGGACUCGGAAGUCCGUCCGCCGUGCGAUGCCUUCAUGUAUGACGGACAGAAGGCCAUACAGAGAACAUUCCUGGCGAUCGCAUUCCUGUGCAUACCAGUCAUGCUGUGCGGGAAGCCAGUGUACCAAAUAUUAGUAAAGCGACGGCAGUCGCAAAGUGUUGAAGGCGGCGAGGUGGAGAAAACGGAAGAAGAUGGCAUAGGAGAGGUGAUGAUCACGCAGGCGAUACACACCAUCGAGUACGUGCUAGGCGCUGUGUCCCACACGGCGUCGUACUUGCGGCUGUGGGCGUUAUCGCUGGCGCACGCACAAUUAUCAGCGGUUUUGUGGCAAAGACUUCUUCGAAUGGGUCUUGGUGGAGGUUCACCAGUGAUGGCCAUACCACUAUUCUUUUUAUUUGCUGUGUGGGCAUUUUUCACGCUAGCCAUCCUCGUUCUGAUGGAAGGACUGUCCGCGUUUCUGCACACCCUGAGAUUGCAUUGGGUCGAAUUUAUGAGCAAAUUUUACGAAGGUCAAGGCUAUGCGUUUCUUCCAUUCUCAUUCUCGGUAAUCCUAGAAAAUGAUGACGAAGACGUCAAAGAGAAGCCCAACGGUGGACCACCUCAAUGACCCGAGGCCAAGACCAGCGUCGAUGAUAAUGUCUCAGAAGUAAUAUCCUUACAUUCAGACAUAGGGACGGAACAUCGAAAUUGGCUUAGGGCUCAUGAAGACUAGAAAAUGAUGACAAGAUGAUAAACUUUAAUUACCUAAUAUAAAAUCUAAGUAAAAUUAAUUUCUUUACAUUUUAAGCCAUACAAGUAAGUUUUAAGUCUAAGCUGAAAUUAUCUAAAUCUCGCCAUCAAUUUCAAUUAAAACCACCAGCAGCAAAUAUUGCAAGUAAAAUAUAUAUUGUAAAUGUAAGAUGUUAUUUAGCAUAGAUUUACGGCCAUUCCCAAUACACUAUCUACAGAUAGAGAUAAAUUACUACCUUCUACUCUCAGUAAUUAACUGUCAAUAAUCUGAAGCUGUCCAAAUAUACCCGAUAAGUCAUUCUUAUCGCCAGUUCACUGUUGCAAUUUCCAUACAAACUUCGAUCCCUGGUAAGCUAUACGUCGUCCCAUUGACAGGCAGCGUGUUCGGAUAAGAUUAGUUACCGUCGAUAAGUUUAUCGGGACAGAAUAGUCAACGAUAGUUACGAUUUUUUAUCUCAAGUAGGCCACAACCAGAGAUACACUGAAUAUUGGGAAUGGCUGUUAGACUAUGAGACUAGCGAAUAGACGACCUGACAGCCCGAUGAUGCAUGACCAACUUUGAUUUGUCAAUGUGUACUUUAACCGUAGAUAGGAGAUGAACACUUGAGCCUAAUGAACAAUAGUCCGUGACGUGUGUUAUGUUUUCUUAUUUUUUUUUAUGAACGAUUUGUACAACGUUAUAGACAACACCGUACCAUAUACCUUAAAUCAGGGGUGCUCAAGCUUGAACUGCUGGCGAUCUACCUCAAAAUUGUUAGACUACGAACGAUCGGCUCUGAGAGGCUUCAACUAUGUGUGAUGAUGGAUUGUCGUCUAGGUAGAGUGUCACGAUGACAUAGAUAUUAGUUUUGCGCAAAAUAUGCAUUUUUUUAGUCAAGGU
Leptidea sinapis is the source of this 3575-nucleotide messenger RNA. RefSeq names its product V-type proton ATPase 116 kDa subunit a 1-like. Gene Ontology annotation, biological process: proton transmembrane transport; vacuolar acidification. Gene Ontology annotation, molecular function: ATPase binding; proton-transporting ATPase activity, rotational mechanism. The transcript has 15 exons. Gene Ontology annotation, cellular component: plasma membrane; vacuolar proton-transporting V-type ATPase, V0 domain; vacuolar proton-transporting V-type ATPase complex. Lineage: Eukaryota; Metazoa; Arthropoda; Insecta; Lepidoptera; Pieridae. The record is from RefSeq and is a predicted model, not a curated record. The coding region runs from base 135 to 2573 and encodes 812 amino acids.